GUUUCUCUCCUGACUGGAUUCGGUUUAUAAUCACAAUAAAGAUUUAAUAUUUUAUAUUUUAUUAUUAUUAUUAUUUACUCUGGUUCCGGAGAAAUGGACGCGUUUAUCAUGAGAGUUCUGCUUCUACUCAGCUGUGGGUUUGCUGCUGUUUCAGCAGGAACUCAUUCACUACAGUACUUCUACACUGGAGCCAGAGGGAUUAAUUUCCCAGAAUUCACUAUUGUCGGUAUGAUGGAUGGAGGCCAGUUUGUGUACUAUGACAGCAACAUGAAGAAGAUGAUCCCAAAGACGGAGUGGAUAAAGAAGAAUGAGGGUCCAGAUUACUGGAAGAUGGAGACUGACAAACAGCAGGGAACUGAGGAGAGCUUCAAAGUUGGUGUCACUACACUGAUGGAGCGCUUCAACCAGACUGAAGGAGUUCAUGUAGUGCAGUGGAUGUACGGCUGUGAGCGUGAUGAUGAUGGUACUGUUAGAGGAUACGAUCAGCACGGUUAUGAUGGAGAAGAUUUCAUCAGUCUGGAUCUGAAAACUGGAACCUGGACUGCAGCAAACGCUAAAGCUGUACAUACCAAACACAAGUGGGAAUCUGCGGGUGUGGCUAAUUACAAGAAGAACUACCUGGAGAAGACCUGUAUUGAGUGGUUGGAGAAGUACGUGUCGUACGGCAGAGAGACUCUGGAGAGGAAAGAUCGUCCUGAAGCCUCCGUGUUCCACAAGCACUUCCCUCAACCAGAGCUGGUGUGUCACGCUACAGGUUUCUUCCCCAGAGAUCUGGUGAUGUCCUGGCAGAAGAACGGAGAGGAAAUGCACGAGGACGUGGAGAUCACAACCACUGCACCAAACCAGGAUGGAACCUUCCAGAAGAGAGCCGCUCUGAGAGUCUCACCUGAGGAGCUGAAGGAACAUGAAUACACCUGUGUGGUUCAGCACAGCAGCCUGGAGAAGGACUUAGUGCUUAAAGCUCCAGGUUCUGUAGAUGUAGAUGUAGGUGGAGGAUCUCUUGGUAUCAUCGUUGGUGCAGUCGUGGCUGUUCUUGCUCUGGUUGCUCUGAUUGCUGGAGUUUGGUUCUGGAAGAAGAAGAAUUCUGGCUUCAAACCAGUUCCAGCAAAACCCAACAGCUCCUGUAAAAUGGAUUAUGAACAUCUCGGCUCUGACUCUACAAUGUCAUCCACAUCCUCCAACGACUCUGAUGCUCCUUUAAUGAAGAAAAAAUAAGUUAACCUGACAACUGGAACGAGGAGCCAGAGAUGAAGAACUCUCUCAAACAUCCACACACAUCUGCAGAUCUUUCCUUUUCUUCUUCUGGAGGGGGUUUAUACUGAGAGUCUCUUAUUCAUGUUAGAUGGAAUUAUUGGGGAGAGUUUUUUUUUUUUUAAAGCUGUAUGAUUACUUCUGUUCUUCUGAAUCUGCUCCCAGAACUGCAGCUUUCUAUCAUUAUUAACCCCACAGUUCCCAGAAUGCACCAGGGCUGAUGGAUCUGUUCAGUUCCAGUGACUGAAGAACCAGAUUCAAGCUGGUGGAGAAGCUGCAGGUUGUUUCAGGAGGACGAGGAGAUGAUUUACUCUCUAUAUAAAGUUCCUGUAGAAUUCAAUAGAAAUUUUGUACGUUUGAAUCCAGUGAAGUUGAAAAUGUUUGAUGUUGAAAGUAAAUUGGUGUAAAUGUGAGACUUUGUUGAAGAGAUUUGAUGAAACUAUAAAAGAUCAGGAGCGAGAGGAGCAGAAUCAUGGAGUUCAUGCUGGAUCAUCAUCAGUUCAAGCUUCUCUUGAUGAUGCGCUGGUGCCUCGAAUUAUUUAUAAUUUCACUGUAAAUGAUUCUGAAAGGAAUUUGUACAUUUGUACAGUUUAAAUCUCUUAUAUAAGAUCUCUGUAGUGUCUUGAUAAAUAAUAAACUCUAUUUUUCUAUA
Molecule: messenger RNA, 1903 nt
Organism: Trichomycterus rosablanca
Lineage: Eukaryota; Metazoa; Chordata; Actinopteri; Siluriformes; Trichomycteridae
Product: H-2 class I histocompatibility antigen, Q9 alpha chain-like
Exons: 7
Coding region: 94-1215 (373 amino acids)
Biological process (GO): immune response
Cellular component (GO): external side of plasma membrane
Source: RefSeq, a predicted model, not a curated record